GGUAUUACUAUACCACCCUAACAAAACCAGAAGGCGAAUCCUGAUACUGGCAGAUGCAACACGAAACGCUCUACAGAUAGUUAAAGUUGACGUUUUCGUGAAAUGCUAGGCGACUAGAUUCAGUAUGACAGGCAGCAUGUUUAACAUCAUGAGCGACGACGAAAAACCGAUAAUAAAAACAUUUCGGCGAUUGGGAAUCGGUCUACGGGAGAUUGUAAUUAUGGCGCUCUUAAUUGGAUUAGCAGUAAUUUGCAUCAUACUCGCAGCUCUGUUGUCCGUAGAAAAAGCAAAGACGAAAGCAAAUGCCUCCGGUCCAAGUUCUAGUGCCCAGACUGGAAAUAACGGACAGUUCUGUCUCGUCCCUCCGUGUCUGAAAAUCGCUGCCCAUGCAAUGGAGAACAUGAAUACAUCCGUGGAUCCGUGUGACGAUUUCUACCAAUAUGCAUGUGGAAAUUUUGCAAACACCCACAAGGUAGAUGCGGUAAACGGCUUGCAUAGUACCUUGACCGACCUGGAGAAGAACAACGAAAGAAAAGUGGAAUCAUUGCUGUUGAAGCCCAUCGAUAGAUACUCGGAGUCAUCGUCUGAACGAAAACUGAAGGAACUUUACCAGUCCUGCAUGGACGAAUUUUCUAAAGAAAGGCAAAAGGGUAAACCGGUUAUAGAUAAGAUUAUUCCGAAAAUGAAUGGUUGGUACGUGUUUGGAAACUGGAAACAGGCGGAAUUUGAUAUUAACAAAGCUCUGAAAACUGUGCAGACAGACUUUUUAACAACGGCACUGUUCACUCCGUAUCCAGGAUAUGAUUAUGAAGACAUUACCAAGAAAAGGAUAGAGAUAUAUGCAGGUGGAAUCAGCUACAACAUGCCGUAUUUCAGCUAUCUCGAUCUAUCGGGGUCAAAGGAAGAAACAGAUUACAAGACUUUCGUGAGACGAGUUGCUAAACUGCUGCUGAGAGACGCUAGCAUCAACAUAACUUCAGACGUGAACAAGAGGAUCGAUCAAUUCGUUGAAGACAUAUAUCAUAUAGAAGGGAAAAUUGUUGAGACAGAUUUUAACUUUAUAAAUGAAGACUUUCCUGGCGGGAAACUUAUUAGCCUUGGUGAACUGACCAAAAACACGGGAUCUGUCAUCGACUGGACAGUUCAGAUUGGCUCUGUUUUCGAUAAAGUGGCCGUUACCAAAGAUACCCUGGUAUACGUGGAUAACAUGAACUACAUGAUGCUUAUGAUGCAAUACAUAGAUGGUCUGGACAAAGCUGAGAUGCCCAGAAUUAUGCACAACUAUCUGCUAUGGAGGACUGUUGAACGACUCCUGCCAGAACUGUCUUCGGAAUACGUGUAUGCAGACAGAGAAAUCUAUGUAGACCUAAACGGAUACACGCAAUUCCAACCUAGAUCGGAUAUCUGUCUACAGGGGACGUUGCAGACGUUCCCGGACUCUAUGGGUGCCCUCUUCAUAGCAGACCACUUUGUCGAAAAGAACAAGAACCACGUAACAGAUAUUACAAACACCUUGAAAACGACAUUUACCGAAUUCAUCUCCGAAAACACCUGGAUGGAUUACCAAACAAAGAAGAUUGCUACUGACAAAGUCAAUGACAUGAAAAUUCUUAUUGGAUACCCACAAUUUAUCGCUGACCACAACAUAUUAGACGAUAUGUACAAGUGGUUUCAUAUCAAUGGUUCUGAUUAUUUCCAAAACAUUUUAAACAUCAAUGAAGUGGAACGUCGGAAGUGGAACGAGUUUAUGACAUCAGAGGACCGUGAGAAGUGGUACUUCAAUGUUUUUUCCGCCGAUGCCAGUUAUUACCACCUGCUAAACCAAGUGACGAUUCCCGCUGGCUUGCUACAGUUCCCCGUGUAUGACUACGACAUACCACACUACAUGACGUUCGGGUCAAUCGGAUCACUAACAGGAAGAGCCAUAUUAUUUGCCACCGACGUUGAUGGCCGACAAUUUGAUAAAAACGGCAGGAUGAUAACGGACAGUGACACGGGGUUCUGGUCAGCAUCAACGGCGAAGGAUUUCAAUGACACUGUCUUAAACUGCAUGACCAAAUCGACUGCCAAGGUCACACAGGGACCUUUCACCGACACCGAUCAAUCAGUUCAUUAUAUUCCGAUCAGUGACCGUAUCACACGUGCCAUGAUUACUAAUGCAGCGGCUGUACGGUUUAGCCUUGAAACUUACAAGCAAUGGAAGAAACAAGGCAAGGCGAAGGAGUUGCGUCCCCUGGCCACCAAUCUCAAUGAUGAGCAAAUGUUCUUCGUGUCGUAUGCUCAGACGUUUUGUGAAACUUUUAAUGAUGCUCGAGGAAUUGAAAUGGCUUCAAGUUAUGGAAUAAAAAGUGUCAGGGUUAACCUAGAGCUGAAACAGUUGGAUGAAUUCAGCCAAGCCUUCAAGUGUCCCCCAGGGUCAAACAUGAACCCGCCCAACAAGUGCCCGCUGUUCUGAGUAACGCUGCGGUUAUAGCGACUCGCAGCCUCCGUCGUGUAAACACUUGUGUUAAACCCAUCUGUAUAAAAGAACCACUUGACUAACGCACAGACUCUUUAACUAUUUUUUAAAGCUUCGUCUAAACUGCUCCAAUCACCUUUGGCUGAGCACUCAAUUUUUGGUUUGUUUUGGCCUCUAAGUUUAGCCAGACAUGGUUAUUCUCAACUUUACUAAAAUUUUCCAAAUUCCGCCAACCUCAAACUUACCCUCCUGCCCCGGAACUAGUCACUGGCGAAGUCACAGGUUAAGUCCGGGGUGGGCGUGCCUGAAUCUUCAUUGGAUAUGGGCACGUUAAACCAGUUCUCUUCCCUUCUAACUGAAGUAAACUCUCUGCUGAAGCCAGAGGUUGUGUCCAUGACAAACGUGCUUGAACAGUUCUCUAAUGAAAGCAUGCAGAGAUACCUACAUUCACAUCCAUUGCACCACAAUAUAUACAGAGAUGAUCCGCAUAUUCCUUUUAUAAUCCUGACCAGAGGCGGAUGUAGCGUGUUUUUAAGGACGGGUGCAAUUUAAAAAUAAACAUAUAUAUUUUAAAGGACACUAACAUGCAAUCAGCCGACCAAUAUAUUAUAAUCCGUUUGCGUCAAAAGAGAACCUUUGAAUUGACAUAUAACCCUAUCAUGUCUGUGGGAUGAUGCAUAUUAUAAAAGAUCCCUUGCUACAAAUAUAAACAUGUAGCGGGUUUCCUACCUAAGACUAUACGUUACACAACCAGACCUGUUUAUAACGGCCACUUAAGUAAAUAACACCAUAAUAUAUAUUUUUCACACACGUACAUGGGUAGAUGUCAGCAUGCAAGUGUCUAACAUUAAACAUAAAUAAAGUUAGGUUUGUUUGGGGUUUUAGUUUUUGGCUUUGUUUUUAGUGGAUUUUUUUUUUUUUUUUUUUUUUUUUUUUUGUGAAAAAAUCACAACGACUUAAAAUCAUUAUAAAUUUCCGAUUUCUUUUCAAUAAUUGAAAUUUCCCGAUCCGAUGCAGUAAUUUCAAUUUAAGCACUUAGAAGGCGCCUUUUUAUACCGACUGAAAUAAAUUUAUCAUAUGUGGAAUAAUGCUAUGUGCCCGUUAUAGUCAGGUUUGACUGUAUUCUAUAAAGCAUUUAUAAAUUAUUUUAAACGGAGAUCAAAUAUAAAAUGCUGAGGAACACUGACAGGUUACGAAGUUUGAAAUAGACCAAGGGCCGCAACUCUUCAAAGCCAAAGAUUCAAGCACGCUCUUCGGGUUAGUGAACUCGCCAGAAUGUGUGAGUUUGAGCAUAUUCAUAUUACAAACUAAAAUGGGUCGUUUAUAUGCAAUUUCAUACAGAAAGGGUUAGCACAUGACACGACAUUAACGCGGUAUACAGUGUGACCUUUUAAGCAGUAUGUAUACAUGCCAACUGACUGAGUGGAAGUAAUAGUCUGUCCCAUCCUCCAAUAACAAUUUUGUUUUGCAAAUAAUUUCAAUUUAGUUUGACUCAAGAAGAAAAUUAUUUUUAAAAUUGCAUACAAAAAUUGUCGUCUGUUUUUUUUGUUAGUCCCGAAACACUUUUUAUUUUCUUCUUGCGUCAAACCAAAUUGAAAUUAUUUUACAAAAACCAUUGUGAUAGGAGGACAAAAGGGACUAUGGUUCAACGAAUAAGAUUUUUAAAAAUUGAACUAAAAUACUAGAUUAUGAUAUGAUCGUUCAAGGUUAUUGGGUUCUUUCUUUAAUUGAAACCCUCGAUUUUAUCAGAUUUAAAAGUUAAUUAGCUAUAAUUAAUUUGUAUAAAAUCCAAAUGUUUACCACAGUCUCUAAUUUUGGAAAAUCUAGCAUUUUUUAUGAACACAACUGUUUUGUAUUGCUUGACACACACCUGUCGAUUAACCCUGACACUACAAUCGCGUUAUUCGGUAGACUUGGGACAAAGACACUAUAGGUGAUAUCUGUUGUUUUUUGACGUCAUCUUUCCCCGAAACACCAACUAGACCGUCACGUCGACUGAUGUAUGUUGCCGCAUAUUUUCAGACGAAUUGCUGACUCGACAGUCGAGUCGACGUUAAUCGGUAAGUGUGUGCCAAGCAUAAAAUGUCAAGUUGUUGUACACGCCGAUUGCUCCGUUGGAUGCUUAGCUUUGUGAUUACGAGUUCUUAGAGUGUGUUUCCGACGCUUUGUGAAUACCUGUACUUAUUAAAUAACCUCUAUAAUCAGGUACGUUAUAUUCGGAUACAUGUAUUACAAUUACAGAAUAUGCGAUUAAGAAUAUUUCGACAGAACUUUCUUUUUAUGUUUAUGAUAAAUGUUGAAAUGAAAGUUCGCGCAUCUGGAUCUAUUCCCUGUGUCAUCACUUUAUUUGUUUGCAUUUAACAUAUAUUUAACACCCAAUAGCCGAUGUAUUUUUCGUGCUGGGGUGUCGUUAAACAUCCAUUCUAUUCCCUAUGCCCUAUUCUCUUCUUCCGUUCUGGUAGCAUCCCGCAACAGUCGUAAUUCUUGCCGUCCAACUCCACGUUUCAGUCCUUGUUUCUUCAACCACAACACUUUCGUGUUUGUGUGGCCGUUCAUGUCACAUAGUAAUGCUUAGAACAUGAAGUCAUCUGUUUUUAUUUUAAUCUGUAUACAAGGUGAAACGUAAAUAAAGAAUCUGUCCGUCUGUCUGUAUAUCAACAUUAUACAAUUCUGAACUCAGUAGAAUCUAAAUCAGGUGAAUAUGCUUGCCAGUUUAUUCUUUUAUCCUGAUUAAAACAUAAAAAGGAGACUUUGAAUGAUAACAGAUACAAUCCAACUAAUUAAAAGUGACGGCUCAGAAUAUUAGUAUUAGUAUUUGAAAAAGAUAAAAAAAAAACUGUGUUAAUAUAUAUGUUUAAUCCACAAAGGUUAGUGACAGAUGCUAGCUAGAAUUGCAAUAUAUUUUUAUAUGAUAGUAUCAUGUUACAUAGAUUGCUGGAAUAAUAUUUUUAUUUGAUAUGUUACACAGAGGAUAUUGCCCCAUGUACACGUCUUGUGUCUUAUUUUAUUUCAGAAUAAAUAUUUAUAAAGUG
Molecule: messenger RNA, 5490 nt
Organism: Gigantopelta aegis
Lineage: Eukaryota; Metazoa; Mollusca; Gastropoda; Neomphalida; Peltospiridae
Product: endothelin-converting enzyme homolog
Exons: 14
Coding region: 125-2455 (776 amino acids)
Biological process (GO): protein processing
Cellular component (GO): plasma membrane
Molecular function (GO): metalloendopeptidase activity
Source: RefSeq, a predicted model, not a curated record